Molecule: messenger RNA, 1348 nt
Organism: Onychostoma macrolepis
Lineage: Eukaryota; Metazoa; Chordata; Actinopteri; Cypriniformes; Cyprinidae
Gene: jdp2b
Product: Jun dimerization protein 2b
Exons: 4
Coding region: 322-810 (162 amino acids)
Biological process (GO): regulation of transcription by RNA polymerase II
Cellular component (GO): nucleus
Molecular function (GO): DNA-binding transcription factor activity, RNA polymerase II-specific; RNA polymerase II cis-regulatory region sequence-specific DNA binding
Source: RefSeq, a predicted model, not a curated record
GCUUACUGAAACUCGAGUUUUCCUGAAGCUUCACUACAGAAAGAUAAACACAUGAGCUCAUCGUGUUGUGUUGUUUGUGUUUUGAUGGGAUAUCCCACGUCGGCGGCUUCUCGCGCUGCUAUGUUGUGUGUUGUUUGGUUGCUAGGGGGCGGGGCUUAGCACUCCAUUCUCUUUUAUUUUUAUAACGUCUGCUGGCGUCACGCGCGGAGAGUUCCGCAUUCCACAGCGCCCAGCGAUACAUAAACGCGCUGAUGCAACGGGAACAGACGCGCAAACGAGCUGAACGGACGAGCAACCGCCAACUCUCAGCAGCGAACAACAAUGAUGCCCGGUCAAAUCCCUGAUCCGCUGAUGACGGCCGGUUCUCUGCCCAGCGUCGGUCCUCUGGCUGGCAUUCCCGCCACCACCCUGACAGACCAGCUCAAACUAGCAGAGCUCUACAGCCUCGGUGCGGUUCUGUCUCCUCUCAUCCUGAACAGACAUGCCAAGAGACCGUUCGACGUCAUCAAGGGUGAGUCAGAUGACAAUGAUGAUCGCAAGAAAAGAAGGCGAGAGAAAAAUAAAGUUGCGGCCGCUCGCUGUCGAAACAGAAAGAAGGAAAGAACAGACUUUCUCCAGAAGGAGUCUGAGCGGUUGGAGACGCUGAACUCGGAGCUGAAGUCUCAGAUCGAGGACCUGAAAUCGGAGCGGCAGCAGCUGAUUGUGAUGCUCAACCUCCACCGGCCCACCUGCAUCGUCCGCACAGACAGCUUGAGGAGCCCCGAGAGCGACGAGCACGUGCUGGACCAGCAAUCUGAGGAGUCCGACUGAACAAACACACAGCCGAGAGGAGAACAGCUGCUGUCAGGACACUGGCACAGGAAGAAGAAGAUGCAGGACAUUCACCGUCAGACAGAACAGUCUGGGAUUUCUUGUAAAAAAAAACAACAACAUCCUGUCAGUGUCCAUUUCAGCAUGAAGAGAAAAGGGAGUAAAUUUGUGUGGACAACAAACAAACCUCCCUGAGAUCAUCCAAAAAGCUCAAAGACGUUUGAAAGGCGCUCGUAAAGCUGCAGGUGUCGCUUCUCAGUUGAUCUGAGCGAUUCCUCCAGCGGCCUGCAGGUGGCGCUGUCCGAUAAACUGUUCACUGACGCUGGCGUCUCUAUGGACCGAUUGUUUACAGUUGUUUGCAUUGACGCAUAUAUUGUACUGUUUAUUGUAUGUACAUUUUUAUUGUGCCAUCACAUGAUAUGGUGAAUUGUAUGUGUUUUAUCUUCAGGGUGUCUGUUGAACGGCCACUUUUGUUACCAAAUAAUGUUUCUUUGUUACAUGAAGCCACAUUAAAAUAAUGCCUAUUUUUCAAAAACAA